Naumovozyma castellii is the source of this 1554-nucleotide messenger RNA. RefSeq names its product Hsp90 co-chaperone CDC37 (gene CDC37). Lineage: Eukaryota; Fungi; Ascomycota; Saccharomycetes; Saccharomycetales; Saccharomycetaceae. The transcript has a single exon. The record is from RefSeq and is a predicted model, not a curated record. The coding region runs from base 1 to 1554 and encodes 517 amino acids.
AUGGUAGUAGAUUACUCAAAAUGGGACAAGAUCGAAAUAUCUGAUGAUUCAGAUGUGGAAGUUCACCCAAAUGUGGACAAGAAAUCCUUCAUCAGAUGGAAACAACAAAGUAUUCAUGAGAAGAGAAUGCAAAGAAACCAGGAUAUCAAGAAUUUGGAGGCACAAUUAGAGAUGUAUAAACAUUUGAACAAACGAGUUGAUAAGUUAUUGAAUGAGUUUCAAGAUGAGGAUUUUGCCUCUAAGGAGAAGAUCUCUAAAUUCUUGAAUGGAUCAUUUGAUAAAAGAGAGAAGAGUGAAGGUGAAAAUGUGGAUCCUGAUAUUGCAACUUAUAACGAGAUGGUAGAAGAUUUAUUUGAUCAAUUGGGAAGAGAUGCCAAGAAAGAAGGUAAUGAUCCCAAUAAUGGUAAAAUUAUAAAGGGUUUAUUAUUGAAACAUAGAGCAAAAAUUGAUUCCGUUUCCAAAGAGGCAACAGAAAAACUUAAGGAAUUAUAUAUUGAAAAGAAUGCUCAUAUUUCAUCAGAAGAUAUUCACACUGGUUUUGAUAGUAGUUUUAUGAACACCAAAACUGUUGAGGAAGAUACCAAAGCUGCCGAGGCUGCAGCAAAGGCUAUUGAUUCUGUUAAAAUAAAUGAAGCUAAAAAUUCUUUAUCAGAAAUUGCUGUGACUCCUAGUAAACAGUUGGACCUUCCAGCGGCACCUUUACAAUUCAUCGAAUACAAGGAUGACGUGAUGAAACUGGCACCAGAAACUGAAGAAUUUGGUAACAUUUCUGUCAAUGAUUAUAAGAAGUCUGAACAAUUUUUACUGUCUCAUAUGCCAAUCAUUUCAGAACAACAGAAAGAUGCGUUACUAAUGAAAUCAUUUGAAUAUCAACUUGAAAAGGAUGAGUUACAUACUUAUCAAGUAAUCCAUCAAUCUGAAUUAUUAGCAUAUAUCCGUGAAAUUUACGAUUUGAAGAAGAUUCCAUUCUUGGAUGUGGAAGAAAUGAAGAACAUUAUUACCAUGUUUUUCCAAAAAGUUAUGUUUAAUGCAGGUAAUCAAAGAGGGAUGGAAUCGUUUUUAGAUUCUGUUAAGACUAAGUUCAAUCAUAUUAAAGAACGUUCAAAGGUAUUAGCCGAAGAAUCUGUCAACAAAGGACAAUUUUCUUCAGAUGAUGUUGAAGGUGUUCCGAUUGUUCAAUUGAAAUCUUUAGAUGAUUCUACGGAAUUGGAAGUACAUUUCCCAGAUAUGAAUUCAACUGACCCUGAAGAAUUAAAAAAGAUUGAGGCCUUUAAUAAGAUUCCAAAGAAAAUGCAAGAUGCUGUGAAGACAGGUGACAUUAAUGAAGUGAACGAAGUAUUUAAGGAUAUUCCAGAAGAUGAAGCUGAGCAAAUUCUAGAGUGGUUUAAUGAAGCUGACGUGAUUGGUGUGAGAGCUGUUCUUGAUGAUGAGGAAGAUUUCAAGAAGUUACAAGAAGAAUAUAAUAAAACCAAGCAUUCUGAUAAAGAUCACCACGAUGUGCAUGAAGUAUCUGAUGAUGUUGAAGAGCUUGAUACAGCUGAUAUUGUUGAUUGA